AAAACCACUUAUAGACCAGUUAAAACUGAUUACAUUUUAUUAAAUUGAAUAGCAAACUGAGCUCGGUCACUUUCUUUGUUAGAGAGUCAUUGGGUGUAGUAUGCUUUCACAAAAAAAGUUAGUCACGGACGAAUUUAGCUUUUUCCUUCCUUCCGGUUUCUUUAGGUAAUAUAGUGAGACAAUGGACUUAUGAGUGCAGACUCAAAAGAUUCGAAGAGGAAUGAGCAACACAAAAUCACGCUUUCUUCGAAAGAAAAUAUGAAUGAAGAUUAUGUUGAAAUCCAGGAUGAAUAUCCGCGCCCAGCAUUUGUAGCCUUACAAGACUGGAAAGAUAGACCAUAUGAAUCUCUGAAAAGGGAAGAAAUCGGCAGAUAUGACAUGCUCCGACAAAACCAUGAAAAAUCCAAUCACAAGGAAAGAAAUUGUGUUGUCGUUGGCGAUGAAACUGAAAAACAUAAGAAACCCAGUGUGUCUAUCAAAACAAUCAUUGUCAUUAUCACCAGUAUUUGCCUCAUUGGAGGUUUUGUGACGAUGGCAUCAUUUUUUGCUGUUAAGCAGAAUAGCAAUUAUGGGAACACUAUAAUUGUACAAGAGGAUCAGAGGAAAAAUAUUGAACUAAACCAGUCAUUGCAACAGCAAACAAGCCGUUUAAGAAGUAUAAUCGAGACUCCUCACACAUGGUCUUCGAAUGGAAAGUCCAUUUACAUAUUAUUUCAGAGAAGAAUGACUUGGAUACAGUCUCAGGAUUGGUGUUCUGGCAUUGGUGGAAAAUUAGCAGAAGUGGAAACAGAAGAAGAGAAUAAUUUUAUUGUGAACAACUCUUUGAGUGUGACCAACACCAUUGGAGGUGUAUGGGCAGGGGGAACAGAUAUAGAAACAGAGGGUGUUUGGAAAUGGGCAUCUACAAACACAAAUAUAACAUUUUUUGCCUGGACAGAUGGUGAACCAAAUAAUCUACUCCAACUUGAAAAUUGUUUGGAACUUGGAUCGGCGUGGAAUGAUGUUUAUUGUGAAAACAGGAGAAGAUUUCUAUGUGAAUUUUUGCAGAGUUGAUAAAUAGAUGACUUUUUAUCUAGAAAAAAUACGUUUGACAGUUCUUUUAUCUGUUUUUUAAAGUACAUAUUAUACCCUGUUCACAUAUUUGUCCCGUUUGCCUAGUUUUAAGUGUAAAAUUAUUUGCAUUAGUUUAUCCCCCAAUAGCGCAUUCAAACUUGC
Molecule: messenger RNA, 1215 nt
Organism: Saccostrea cuccullata (small rock oyster)
Lineage: Eukaryota; Metazoa; Mollusca; Bivalvia; Ostreida; Ostreidae
Product: C-type lectin domain family 4 member C-like
Exons: 11
Coding region: 190-1053 (287 amino acids)
Source: RefSeq, a predicted model, not a curated record